Molecule: messenger RNA, 975 nt
Organism: Closterium sp. Yama58-4
Lineage: Eukaryota; Viridiplantae; Streptophyta; Zygnematophyceae; Desmidiales; Closteriaceae
Source: the annotation of a GenBank genome assembly
AUGUGCAUAGAUUACAGAGCAUUAAACAGGGUUACCAUUAAAUCCCGUUACCCCAUCCCGCGAGCCAACGAACUGAUCGACCAAUUGCGCACAGCCCAGGUUUUCUCGAAAAUCGACCUUCGAGGGGGUUACCAUCAGAUUCGCGUCAAUCCGGCUGACUGCCCCAAAACCGCUUUUCGAACACGCUACGGAUCCUUCAAACACAUGGUUAUGCCUUUCGGACUGACCAACGCCCCCGCCACCUUCCAAAUGACGAUGAACGAGGCUUUCUACCCGCUUUUAGAUAAGUGCGUCAUCGUCUACUUAGACGACAUACUGAUUUACAGCCCCGAUAGAGCACAACACCUACUGGACAUCGAAUUAGUUUUUAAAAUACUGAGUGAGAACCGCAUACUGAAGAAAGCGUCUAAGUGUGAGUUUCUACAGGACAGACUGGAAUUUUUAGGUCAUAUUACUUCAGCUGACGGAGUGGAAAUAGACCCGAAGAAGAUCGCGACGAUCCAGGCUUGGCACGCACCGACAAAUCUGACUGAGCUGCAGAGUUUUUUGGGGUUCGUCAACUACGUGCGUCGGUUCGUCCCCGACAUGGCGAAGCUGACCGCCCCUGUAACCGACCUGCUGAGGAAGGGGGUUGAGUACACGUGGGGGGAGAAAGAGCAAGCUGCCUUCUCGGCCCUCAAGAAAAUUUUGUGCUCGCCGCCCGUGCUUCACAUCGCAGAUCCGCAUCGCCCGUUCGAGCUCGUCACCGACGCAAGUGACAUCGCUGUGGGAGCAAUAUUGUUGCAGGAUUUCGGGAACGGCCUCCAGCCAAUCGCGUACGAGUCCCGCAAGUUGCACCCGCCCGAACGCAACUACCCGAUACACGACCGCCAGAUGUUGGCGAUCGUGCACGCGUUCAAAGUGUGGCGAUGUUACCUGACCGGCACCGAUGUGGCAGCACCAACUGCACCUGGGUACCCGCGUACUCACUUCUGA